Humulus lupulus (European hop) is the source of this 1474-nucleotide messenger RNA. RefSeq names its product pyruvate, phosphate dikinase regulatory protein 1, chloroplastic. Bases 10 to 1275 code for a protein of 421 amino acids. The transcript has 3 exons. The record is from RefSeq and is a predicted model, not a curated record. Gene Ontology annotation, molecular function: ATP binding; transferase activity, transferring phosphorus-containing groups. NCBI's taxonomy places the organism in Eukaryota, Viridiplantae, Streptophyta, Magnoliopsida, Rosales, Cannabaceae.
AGUAAUUAAAUGAAAUAUAAAAUAAGUCACAGAAAAAAUAUGUUUGCUUCGUCUAGCUUCAACCUCCCCAAACCCAACCUACGUUCCACACUCGCUGCUUCGAAUUCGAUCAUCCCCGAGUCUCCAAACCCCCAAACCAUCUCUCUCCAUACCAAACCUGAAACCCCUUACGAACCCGACUCUGAUUCAGACAAUCAGGUCCGCAAGUUCAAGGGCAGUCCUCAGCUGAAGCGAUGGUCAAGGGCCCGUGCCAUUCGCUCCGGUCGAAAAUUGGACCGCCCUACUCAUCGCUCCCUGGCGGUUCAAUUAGACCGUCAAAUUCAGCUCAGAGAGAGCGGAGAGCUUGAGUCUACCGCCGCAGCUGGAGCAGACGCCGAUACUGACUGGGUGGCAGCGUCGUCGAAAUCGAUUUACAUGAUCUCCGACGGAACUGGAUGGACGGCGGAGCAUUCAGUUAACGCAGCGUUGGGACAGUUCGAGCACUGUUUGGUGGACCGUGGGUGUCCCGUACACACCCACUUGUUUUCCGGGAUUGAUGAUGUAGAGCCGUUAAUGGAGAUUGUGAGGCAAGCAGCGAGAGAGGGCGCUAUGGUGGUUUACACUUUGGCUGAUCCUUCCAUGGCGGAAGCUGCAGAGCAAGCCUGCAAGUUGUGGGGUCUACCGUCGACUGACAUACUGGGCCCCAUUACAGAGGCCAUCGCUUCUCACCUAGGUGUCUCGCCGUCCGGCCUACCUCGCGGGGCUCCUGGCCGGAAUAUCCCUCUCUCCGAAGAUUACUUCCGGAGGAUCGAAGCCAUUGAGUUUACCAUCAAGCAGGACGAUGGGGCUUUGCCUCAGAACUUGCACAAGGCUGACAUUAUUCUUGCUGGUGUCUCUCGUACUGGGAAGACGCCAUUGUCGAUUUAUCUAGCUCAAAAGGGCUACAAAGUGGCAAAUGUGCCCAUUGUUAUGGGCGUUGAUUUGCCCAAAACGCUUUUUCAGGUUGACCCAGAAAAGGUUUUUGGUUUGACUAUAAACCCAUUAGUGCUGCAGACGAUUAGGAGGGCUAGAGCUAAGAGCCUGGGGUUUACUAACGAAGUGGGGAAUAAUUACUCAGAAAUGAAUUAUGUUAGGAGGGAGCUUGAAUUUGCUGGCAAAAUUUUUGCCCGGAAUCCUGUUUGGCCAGUAAUUGAAGUAACAGGAAAAGCAAUCGAAGAAACUGCUGCUGUUGUGUUGAGGCUUUAUCAGGAUAGGAAGCACAGAUGCUCAAUGCCAAGAAUCUCAAAGCGUUACUGAAGAUAGUGAUUUAUUAUCUUAAAGCAUGCACAAAUUAAAUAUUUAUGUAGCAAUAGAGCCAUCUGCCUAGUUCUUACCUGAUAUAAGAUAAGGUAAAAGUUUGCUCUGCCUUUUAAACUGUCAUGGUUAUACAUCAUAUUCCAAAAAUUGUGUAAAUUGUAUCAUAUUAUAUUAUAAAAUAUAAGUAUACUGUAUACUA